This is a messenger RNA of Octopus bimaculoides (California two-spot octopus), 1492 nucleotides long. Its product is annotated as acidic mammalian chitinase. NCBI's taxonomy places the organism in Eukaryota, Metazoa, Mollusca, Cephalopoda, Octopoda, Octopodidae. The record is from RefSeq and is a predicted model, not a curated record. Gene Ontology annotation, biological process: chitin catabolic process; carbohydrate metabolic process. Gene Ontology annotation, molecular function: chitin binding; chitinase activity. Gene Ontology annotation, cellular component: extracellular region.
ACUCAGCAUGCUGUAUAAAAGACAAGUGGACUCAGAAUUUACCUUUCGAGUGGCAUACCAUGUGAUUAUUUAUCUUAAGCAAUUUUGUCUUCCCUGUCAUUUGAUGCGGUUAGCCAGAACCAGGAUUGUAUCAGAGUGAUAGUAAGAUGUGCUCAAUGAUUACAUUCACCACCAUUCUACUGAUGGCUUUCUGGCAACUACUUGCUGCCACUAGCUACCGCCGUGUGUGUUACUACACAAAUUGGUCUCAGUACCGAAUAGAUCAGGCAAAAUUCACCCCAGCCAAUAUUGAUCCAAGCCUCUGUUCACACAUUCACUUUGCAUUUGCAAAAUUGGUCAAAAAUAAACUUUCACCGAUUGAAAACAAUGAUGUGCUUAUGUACCAGAAGAUUUCCGAUCUGAAAAAUAAAAAUAAUGAUUUGAAGUUGGUCUUAUCAAUCGGAGGGUACAAUGCAGGAAGUUCAGACUUCAGAAGUUUGGUAUCAACAAAGAGGUCAAGGAAGAUGUUUGCAGUUCAAACGGUUUCCUUCCUAAGACACCACAAUUUUGAUGGUUUGGACAUUGACUGGGAGUAUCCGACAGCCAGUGACAAACAGAAAUUUGUCAAACUCGUUUGGGAACUCCGUCAGAAUUUUGACAAAGAAGGCAAACGAACUCAGAAAGAACCUCUGUUGCUGACCUGUGCAGUGGCUGCAGGCAAGAAUAAGAUUGAGGCCGGUUAUGAUGUGGCCAACUUAGCCAAACUGAUGGACUACAUUUCUGUCAUGGCGUAUGAUUUCCAUGGACCAUGGAACAAUGUGACAGGGAUGAAUGCUCCUUUGUUUCCAGCAUCUUAUGAACGAUUUCCUUACCAAAGACAACUGAAUGUGGUUUGGACCAUGCAGUACUGGGCUUCAAAGGGAGCACCAAGAGCUAAGCUCAAUCUCGGUUUAGCAACCUACGGACGAGGUUUUCAACUAGCAAACCUAAGAAACUCAUUUCCUGGAGCCAAAAGCAAAGGACCCUGUGAAGCUGGACAAUAUCUGGGUCAACGUGGAUUUCUUGCUUACUUUGAGCAUUGCCAUCUGAAAAACAAAACCACUUCCUACUGGAUGGAUGAUUCUAAAGUACCUUACAUUGUCAAUGGGGACCAAUGGAUUGGUUAUGAUGACCAGAAGAGCAUGAAAUUUAAGGCUGAAUGGAUGAUGAAGAUGGGGUUUGGUGGGGUGAGUGUGUGGACAUUAGACAUGGACGACUUCAAUAAUCUAUGUGGUGAUGGUGAUUAUCCACUAUUGAGACAGAUUAAUAAGAUAUUGAUGAGUGAAACAAGAUCCUAAAUACACUGGAGGAUAAUUCCAAAAUGGACAAACAAUUCAUGUAGAAACAACAUAGAGGUGUUUGUAUAUGUGGUUACUAGAGAAACUAGUAAAUAUUCCCAACACAUUGACAACAAAUAUACACUCUGUAACAUCUAUAAUUUUCUCAUUAUUGUCAUAUGACUUAAAGAAAUAAA